Catharus ustulatus (Swainson's thrush) is the source of this 1122-nucleotide messenger RNA. Its product is annotated as claudin-4-like. Gene Ontology annotation, cellular component: plasma membrane; bicellular tight junction. Gene Ontology annotation, molecular function: structural molecule activity. Lineage: Eukaryota; Metazoa; Chordata; Aves; Passeriformes; Turdidae. Gene Ontology annotation, biological process: bicellular tight junction assembly; cell adhesion. The record is from RefSeq and is a predicted model, not a curated record.
AUGGCGGAGAAGAACCCACGGACCGAGACCGUCGCUGCCACCCGCCGCCGCUUGCAGCCGGGGGAUCAGCUUACACCUGUGCGCAGUGCUAUUUAUAUGGGCUGGCCCCGGGAGAUGGCGCCGGGUAACCAGAGAAGGGCGGGAGGAGGAGAAAUGCCACCUGCCACAGCCAUCCCCUGGUUUCGGCUGAUGGGUAUCAGGAAGCACUACCAGCAUACUCAUUCCAACCAAACCCCUUCUGUGGACCUGGAAGUCCCAAGGGUUCACCUUUCCCCCAUGGAGCUGCUGGCAGCAACCGGGGUAUUAAGUGUCAUCGCUUCAGGGAGAAAUACAAGGGGAAGAAUCCCGGGAAAGGUUCUACCCCUCCGUCCGGUGCCGGCGGCAGGCCGGGCUGCGGCGGUGCUCCUCCCUCGGCAAAGGCAUAUAAUGCCUGCCAUGGUCCCGGCAGCCGGCACUGCACGGCGGGAGACGGGCAGGGGAGCAGGCCGAGCGAUGGCCUCCAUGGGGAUGCAGGUACUGGGCAUCGCCCUCUCCGUCAUCGGCUGGCUGGCCUCCAUUCUCUGCUGCGCGCUGCCCAUGUGGCGGGAGACAGCCUUCGUCGGGAACAACAUCGUGGUGGCACAGAUCAUCUGGGAAGGGCUGUGGAUGAGCUGCGUGGUGCAGAGCACGGGGCAGAUGCAGUGCAAGGUGUACGACUCGCUGCUGGCCCUGCCGCAGGACCUGCAAGCCGCCCGUGCCAUGGUGGUGGUGGCCAUCGUCCUGGCCAUCCUGGGCACCCUGCUGGCCGUCGCUGGCGGCAAGUGCACCAAUUGUGUGGAGGACGACACCGCCAAAGCCAAGGUCAUGAUCCUCUCCGGCAUCAUCUUCAUCGUCGCCGGUAUCCUCAUCCUCGUCCCCAUCUCUUGGUCAGCCAACAGCAUCAUCCAGGACUUCUACAACCCUCUCGUCUCCGACUCGCAGAAGCGGGACUUGGGCUCGUCCCUCUACGUGGGCUGGGCGGCCUCGGCGCUCCUGCUGCUGGGGGGAGGGAUCCUGUGCUGCACCUGUCCCUCCCGCGGAGAGAAGCCCUACUCCGCCAAGUUCACGGCUGCUCGCUCGCUGCCAGCCAGCAACUACGUGUAG